Lethenteron reissneri (Far Eastern brook lamprey) is the source of this 2085-nucleotide messenger RNA. Its product is annotated as baculoviral IAP repeat-containing protein 7-like. Gene Ontology annotation, molecular function: cysteine-type endopeptidase inhibitor activity involved in apoptotic process; ubiquitin protein ligase activity. Gene Ontology annotation, cellular component: cytoplasm; nucleus. The record is from RefSeq and is a predicted model, not a curated record. Gene Ontology annotation, biological process: positive regulation of protein ubiquitination; negative regulation of apoptotic process; regulation of cell cycle. NCBI's taxonomy places the organism in Eukaryota, Metazoa, Chordata, Hyperoartia, Petromyzontiformes, Petromyzontidae.
AUGCUCGGGGAAGGGAACAAGGAUGCGGGGCCUUGGGACAGUGUGGGACGCCCCACGGCGCCCACGGCUUCGGCGAUCCGCCGCAACCAUCGUCUCUGCUCCGCCACCUCGGGCCGCCCCCCCUCCACGUCCCGCCGGCCGCCCUCUCUCGCCCUCCCCGCCGCUCGCCUCGUCGCCUCCAUCGCCCUCCGCACCUCCCUGUCGAGCGACCUCUCGUUGUCCCUCGCGAUCGCAUCGUUUCUUGUCCGCCAGUCGCCGACCCUCCGAUCGGCCCGCCUCGUUGUGCCCGCCUCUCUGGCCCACGCAGGCCUCCUGCCCGCCGCGAGCCUCUCUCUCCCCACCGCCACUCGUCCCGCCGUGGCAUUCAGCGGCCUGCCGGGUCUCUCCGCGUCGGGCACCGCCAUCUCCACGUCACUCCCGCUGGGCACCGUCCGGCUCACCGACCUCUGCACGGGAACCUCUCUCCGCCACUGGAGCCCGUCUGCGGUCAGCAUCUCUCGGGCCUCCUCCCUGCCGCGAGUUCUCAAAGUGAAGAAAGGAGGCAUGGCAUUUUCCAUCGACGACCUUUCAAAACGCAUGUAUCGCCUUGGCCGGUUUGUCAAUUGCCCAUCAAACUUAGAGCCACUGAUACAGGACCUGGUCAAAGCUGGAUUUUUCUACACUGGAAAGGAAGACAAGGUGGAAUGCUUCUCGUGCAAAGGAGUGAUCGGUAAUUGGAAGUCAGGUGACUCGGCCAUUGCAAAGCAUUUCCAGAGUUUUCCAAAUUGUACAUUUGCUCGGUCGUUGGCACAAGCUACAGAUGCUCAGACCUCCGCUGGAGCAUCUGUACCAAGACAUGUGGUGGCGGCUACCAACAACGCAUCCGAAAUCACCCAUCAUCACUCUCUGAACGAACCACCUCUGCAAAACUCUCCAACUUCCUUGCCACACGUGGAGGCAGGGGCACCAUCGAAUUCAGAGAUGCGCGUCGAAGCAAACAGGCUGCUGUCAUUCUCCACGUGGCCAGAGUCAUCUCCUGUCCGGCCGGCGGACUUGGCACGGGCCGGACUGUACUACUUGGGUCCCAGCGACCGGGUGAGGUGCUUCUAUUGCUGCGGCGUCAUGUCUCACUGGGAGGAGGGAGAUGUCCCUGUCAAGGAGCACCAGCGACAUUUCUCCACCUGUGCUUUCGUGAUGGGCUGCAGCGACACCGGUAACAUCCCACUCGCUCAGGCCCAGCAGGCCUCAUUUUUGCCGGACACUCAAAGCCGUGCGCGUUCUGCAUCUCCUAUGGCGAGGACGCGGGCCAGAAAUCCAAAAAUGCAUUUGAUGGUGGCCCGGCUUGCAACCUACCAGGCCUGGCCAUCCACUGCCAAUGUAGCUGCCCAUUCACUCGCAAUUGCUGGCUUCUAUUACACCGGUGAUGGAGACAAUGUGAAGUGCUUCCACUGUGACGGUGGCUUACGCAGCUGGGAACGAGGAGACAACCCUUGGUAUGAACAUGGCAAGUGGUUUCCCAGAUGUGCAUUUCUUUUACAACAGAAGGGUGAAGCUUUCGUUAAUGAAAUAAUGAUGCAGCAUCCACGGUUGUCAGAACUUAUGGAUGAGGUAUUCAGACAGAGAUCACAGAAUGCAGCAGCACAAUAUGUGAAUGGCAUCGGCUGCGCUGAUGAGACCUUGAUGAAGAGCGAUGUGGUCAAGGGUGUGCUUGAGAUGGGCUUCCUUGCACCGGUGGUGGAAUCUCUGGUGCGCACUCGCUACCUCACUAAGGGGGAGACGUACAGCUCUGUCGUUGAGCUCGUCAAAGACCUGCUUAAUGCAGAAGAAGAAUCCCCGAAGAAAUCCGCAAAUUACGUUCAGGAACAACAGAAGCCUGCUGCUGCUGAGAAAAAGGAACUAAAAAAUGAAGAAUCGCUGCUGCUGGAACAGGAGCUCAAGCGGCUACAGGAACAGCACACGUGCAAGGUGUGCAUGGACAAGGACGUGUCCGUUGUGUUCGUGCCGUGCGGGCAUCUCGUCGUGUGUCAGGACUGCGCCGUCUCUCUGGGCAAGUGCCCCAUCUGCCGCGCGGUUGUCAGAGGGACAAUUCGUACGUUUAUGUCGUAG